Molecule: messenger RNA, 732 nt
Organism: Branchiostoma floridae (Florida lancelet)
Lineage: Eukaryota; Metazoa; Chordata; Leptocardii; Amphioxiformes; Branchiostomatidae
Product: atrial natriuretic peptide-converting enzyme-like
Exons: 5
Coding region: 1-732 (243 amino acids)
Biological process (GO): canonical Wnt signaling pathway; negative regulation of canonical Wnt signaling pathway; non-canonical Wnt signaling pathway
Molecular function (GO): Wnt-protein binding
Source: RefSeq, a predicted model, not a curated record
AUGCCUAUGAGAUAUGUCCCGCCAUGCCGAGAACUGUGUGAUGAAGUCAGGACCAGUUGUGAAGCCUCACUGCAAGCUGUGGGAGAAGAAUGGCCAAGAGACUGCUCAGAUCUGCCGAGCAGGGAUGACGAGGAAUGUCUUGAGCCAACACCUGGUGCAUGUGAACCGCUUCCACAAGCAUUUCGGAGCACAUGCGAACUCUCCGCCGGCUACAACGCUACAUCAUUCCCGAACUCCUUCGGACAUCUGUCGUUCCAGCAGAUGUUAACCUCUCGAGAGUUCUCCCUAUUCUAUUUGUCUCUAGCCAACAUUUCAACAAGCUGCUACACGGGUGCCUCUUUCGCAUUACUGUGUAGGAUGUUCAUGCCUGAAUGUGAAAAUAACGCGCAGAUACAGUUGUGCAGGAGUGUCUGUGAGGAAAUAAACGUGAGGUGCACACCGGUUGGGUUGGGUCUACCAUUUUCAUGUGACGAAUUUCCGGACAAGAACAGCGAUCCGGGAUGUUUUGCAGUAAAGCAAUGUGAGCCUAUCCGGUACAGCCGUUGCAUGGGCCUGUCGUAUUCCCAAACAUCCUUCCCGAACCUCUACCAGUGGCCGAGUCAGGACUUCGCUGUUCAGACAGCCCCGUUUGUGUUCCCAACAUACGACCCUAUCAGUGACUGUCAUCCGGACCUGAAUUUCGUCCUGUGUUCGAUUUUCUUCCCCCAGUGUACACCUGAAGGACAAAUGUGA